Exaiptasia diaphana is the source of this 1479-nucleotide messenger RNA. RefSeq lists its product as uncharacterized. The transcript has 5 exons. The record is from RefSeq and is a predicted model, not a curated record. NCBI's taxonomy places the organism in Eukaryota, Metazoa, Cnidaria, Anthozoa, Actiniaria, Aiptasiidae. Bases 2 to 1171 code for a protein of 389 amino acids.
UAUGGCGUCUGCUGUAAUCAGCACCAAGGCUGUCAGUGAAAACAUUAGUCAAAAAGAAAUGUCUAUAGAAUCUCUUGUUCCUAUGGUUAAUCGAUGGCUGGAGGGAGUCAGCACCGCAAUGGAUCCUGACAUUUUGGAUGACGAGGGUAAUGAAGAAGAUCCGAGAGAAAAGGAUACAGACAGGGGGCAAAAUAAAGCAUUGUUCAUGUCUCAAAGGAGACACCUUUUAAUGAAAUCAAAAUGUAGUAAAAAAUACCUGGACGUCAAUCAAAAUGAAGACCAUAGUGAAAGGGAUCCGUCUGUAAGCAGUUCCUCCAAGAGAUGCUUUUCAACCGAUGACAUUCCUCGAGUCAUCCCUCCUGAUCCUGAGCUGUUGUCWUCGCGAGAUUUCUUCCCUGGUAAUUUCUCUCAUCUGAAAAGAGAAUCAAUCGACUCAACAUAUGUACAACGGCCAUUUUCACCCUCGCCGUCCCUCCCCUCGUCCGACCAAUUAUCUUUGUGCGAAGAAGAAAUUGUUCUUCUGAGCCCGCAGUUUGGUCAUGUCUUAACACAGCGGCGAGCCUCAGACGGCAUGCUCCUACCUCGUGUGAACUCCUCGAUGAACGAGUGUGAUGUAAGAUCACGUGCUAAUAGGCCUUCGAGUCGGUACUCAACUCGAUCGUCAACGCCAGUUUCGUCAUUUAGAUUAAAAGCCAGCGGUCUUACCCUUCCACCAAUUAAUGGACAGAACGAACAAGUAGAAAUACCAUCGAUAUGUCUGUCAGAGAAAAGUGCAACCUCUAGUUUCCACAGUUCAAUGGAAUCCAUCCACGAACAGCCAGUUUUUUACCCAACACCACCGUCUACACCACGGGGGGAGAAUUCAAGUGCUAAAGCUCCUCUCUUGGCGAGGCGUCGGGCAUCUUUACCUAAUGUAUUGGCAACAGCCCAGUUUUCUGCUUUACCAAGUGUCAAAGAAGAACAUGUGAGCGAUGACAAUGCGAGAACGUUGCCUCCACCUGACACAACAGUGAUACAAAAGCGACGUAUGCAACGCUCUAAAAGCUUACCAAAUGCCUCUUUGGGUAGUCAUAGCGACUGGCAAAAGUUCAAGGCACGACAAGCUGAACUUGGUAAAGAUGUUAGUGAAAAACUUUUGAACUUAGUUCCGAGCUAUUUUAACGAUAUUUGAACUUGUUGUGCACAUGCCCUCUUCGUGGCGAGAUGCUGAGUGAUAGUUACUGCACAAAACAUAUACUGGUCAUCGCGGCCGAUUAGGGUGAUGGGAAAUCAGAGGAAUUGUGGGUAUUUUGAUGGAAAUGAAGUGAAAUUAAAAGUGUAACAACAUAUGUAACAGCAAAAUAGCAAAGCGCGCGAAACAAAGAAAAUACCGAAACUAAAAGUUCAUUAAUAAGAAGAACAAAAACAAAAGGACAAAGCGAAAAUAUAUCCAGAGUGAGUCAAGAUUUGGGCUGGAAAAUUAGUUGUACAUAGUUUGUG